GGCUCCGUCUUUACGACACUUUACGGCAUUCCGAACGCUUUACGGCACUGUUGACAUCCGUUCGGACCGGAGAGUUUAAGGUCCGGCAAAGGUUCCGGUUCGGUUUCAGCCCUAACCGUCACUAAAUGAGCGUUUUUGAUUUGUUUCGCGGGUUUUUCGGGGUUCCUGGAGGUAAUUUUCACGGUCGAAGAGACCCGUUCUUUGACGCCAUGACCCGCGAUGAGGAGGACGACGAUGAAGAUGAAGAUGUUUUCCACCACGAUGGCUUCAUGGGGGGUCAGGAGGACCCUUUCGAUGGCGCCUUCAGGUUUGGUUUCAGUUUUGGUCCGGACGGGAUGAGGGUCCAGGAGCCCCCGGUAUUCGGCCACAUUCUCCGGGAGAUGGAGGAGAUCUUCUCCCAGAUGGGUCGCUUGGAGUCUGGACACUUUGAUCUCCCCAGGGUCAUGCCUCCCCCAGCAGCUCCGGACAGAGGCGGGAAUCCUCUGCGGGACUUCAUGCUCAAACACCCGGACCGGGCCCCGCCCCACGGGUCCCCUCGGCCCCCGCCCCACGGGUCCCCUCGGCCCCCGCACGCGCCCUUUCACGGCUGGACCCCCUUCUCCAAAGAGCCGCUCAGAUCUGCAGACGAAGACCUCAGACGGGACGGAGAUCUGGACUCUGCAGUGUCCUCUGGUGGCCUGGAUCAGAUUUUAGCGCCCCCUUCAGGUCAGAAACCAGACCAGCCGAGGAGCAGGUCCUUCUUCCAGUCGGUGGUGGUCUCUAAGGUUCUGAGGCCCGAUGGGACUGUAGAGGAGAGGCGGACAGUCAGAGACGGUCAGGGACGCGAGGAGACCACCGUGACCCGCUCAGGAGGUCCCGGGAGACUGGAAGAACCCGGGCAGACCGGACCGGUGCUGCCAGGUGGACCUCAGGGCUCCUCAGACCUGCGAGAUGACGACUCGCUGUUCUCCAGGUUCUUUGGAGGCUUCAAAUAACCUCCAGAACCUUCAGACCCGUCUGGAUCCAUCCACGCCGUCUUGUUUGAGAGAAAGUGUUAUUUCUGUCCAAAGUUGGCCUCCGUCUGUGAUCCCAGGACGGAGAGGAAACUCUGACGAUCUAUUUUUCUACCGUCGUCUUGGCGCCGCACAGAUACGAACCCAAUAAAGACCUAAUUUAUUCACAA
Molecule: messenger RNA, 1162 nt
Organism: Oryzias latipes (Japanese medaka)
Lineage: Eukaryota; Metazoa; Chordata; Actinopteri; Beloniformes; Adrianichthyidae
Gene: hax1
Product: HCLS1 associated protein X-1
Biological process (GO): regulation of actin filament polymerization; negative regulation of apoptotic process
Cellular component (GO): clathrin-coated vesicle; actin cytoskeleton; apical plasma membrane
Source: RefSeq, a predicted model, not a curated record